CCCUCAUUAUAUAUAUGAGUAUAUAUAUUAUGACUGUAUACAUGUAUGUGAUCGAGUUCCUUAGAGUGUAGGGCACCACCACCACCGCCACCACCAUCAAUCAUUGACCUCUUCUUGCAAGGAAAGAAGGAAGGUGAUCAGAUCAGUGUGCAGGAAUGGCUCGGUCGCUUCUCUCUCCCAUGCCCUCAAGCCCCCAGUUCUCCUCCAUCUACCGCCGCCUCGCUCUUCUUCCUUGCCGUUUCGUCGGGAUCUCCACGUCCUUCCGCGCACACCGACGGCUUCUUUUUCUUCGGGCGGCCGCUCAAUCCCCAGGCCCCGCUGGCGACGACGCUUCGUCUCUAAGCCAAGAAGAUGCACAGAAGAAGAAUUCUAAGACUGCAGCUCCAGAUCUACCAAGUCUUCCCUACCCCAACAUACCCAUCUGGGCGAGAUGGGUUUUGGGGGCCGCAGUCAUCCUGGCCGUGCCGUUCUACAGAAGGUUCUUAAAGAUCGAAGGUGAGGUGAAGAAGACGGCUAAGGCGGCAGUGGGGGUCGUGGAGAAGGUGGCCGAGGCGACGGAGAAGAUAGCGAUGGAAGUAGCGGAGGCGCUGCCGGAGAACACAAAGCUGAAGCAGGUAGCUUUGGAGGUGGAGGAGAUAGCCGAAGUGGUAGACAACGAGGCAAAGCUAGCAGAAACCAUCCUUGAGGAGGUCGACGACGUGGUGGAGAAGGUGGACACUCUGGUUGAGCCCAUCGUUGACGAAUUGGAAGGCGGAGAAGGAGAGGUGACAAGACAAGGCAAAGAUUCCAAGGAGACCAUCUGAGCCAUGUUCGUCUGUCUCUAGUGUCAAAUCAUAGGCAUGGAUCUUUGUGUGCAUUGUCUCAGAACGAUAUUUUUCCCUUUUGUUGUUAUGAUUGACAUAUGUUUUGCUGAGAUUUGGAGACUGGAUCACCAAAUAUGCAUAUGAUUGCAUGUAAUAAGAAAGAAGAUUGAUAGAAAUUUAUGAUUCACGUC
Molecule: messenger RNA, 994 nt
Organism: Musa acuminata subsp. malaccensis (wild Malaysian banana)
Lineage: Eukaryota; Viridiplantae; Streptophyta; Magnoliopsida; Zingiberales; Musaceae
Source: RefSeq, a predicted model, not a curated record